AAUUCCCCAUUUGCAUGCCUCAAUCUUGACACUCCCUUUGCAUACUCUCUCCUCCCUCCUCCUCGUGUCCCUUCCUUAUUCGGGCCUCCGAAUAUCUGCCCCCCCUCAAUUUGGAUCCCUCUUCCUCACCUGCAUUUCUUGUGCUUUUACUCCAGUGGGGGAGCUUCCUGAGAAUGUACUCGGCGAUUCGGUCGCUGCCGUUGGAUGGGACGAUGGGCCAUGGUGGGGAGUACCAGGGCUCGCUUAGUCGCUUGACAGGACCAACUUACCUGGAGAUGCCUGCUUGGUUCUCACCACGGAUGCUGGACUGCCGACCUUCACGAGCGCUUCGUUGAUGCUGUUACCCAGCCUGGUGGUCCUGAAAGUGAGUUUGUCCAUUUCUUAGUCAUGCGUACCACAUUCUCUCAUCAUUCUGCCUUCAUCUCCAAUAUCUGCUUGCCUUUCCGCCAUUGAUAAGCCAUUGUG
Molecule: messenger RNA, 465 nt
Organism: Rubroshorea leprosula
Lineage: Eukaryota; Viridiplantae; Streptophyta; Magnoliopsida; Malvales; Dipterocarpaceae
Source: the annotation of a GenBank genome assembly